AGACUGGGUUUCCCAACGUAGCAUUGUGGAGUAUUGUAUAAAUGUUAAGUACAAGAAUACAAGACGCUUUUACCUUGACAUAGGAGUGCGAGUUCAUCGUUAUCUCUUACUAUUAGAUUCGGAUUGGUUCCGUUUCGCCAUGAGACCCUUUGAGACCUUAAGAGACCUGUGCCAUGGCCAACCCAUGUUGGAACAGGUGUGCUUGAAUUGGAAAUCGAUCCUUGGCACAGGAUUGGCCAUUUACAUCGUGACCAAGCUGGCCAAACGGCUUUAUCAGCGUCGCAUUGCUUUGGGCAAGAUCCGAGGUCUUCGAGAGCGAAUUGCUGCCAAGAAGUUGGCAAUGGUCGAGCGAUUAUCCCAGAAGGCUUCCCAGGACCCUGGUCAUGGCGGGAGUUCGGCUCUGGUGACCCGUGAGCGAUUGGAAAUCAUCAGCAUGCCUCUGGAACACCUUCUGGACCAAUUGAAAGGUGGCCAAUUGAAACCCAUUCAAGUUUUGGAGGCCUUUCAAGCCAGGGCUUUGGAAGUGACCGAAGAACACAACUGUGUGUGCGAUUUCAUUACUGAGGCCCGAGAUUGGGCCUUGGCAUUGGAAUCCGUGCCCGGAGAUCAACGAGGACCUCUGUACGGUCUUCCCAUGAGUAUCAAGGAAUGCUAUUUUGUCAAAGGUUAUGAUGCUACCGUGGGAUUAAGUCGAUUCAUUAACCAACCUUUGCCGGCGGAUGCCUCCAUCAUCCAACAUCUCAAGGAGCUUGGAGCCGUUCCAUUUUGUUUGACCAAUGUUCCACAAACAAUGAAGAGCUAUGGAUGUUCCAACCCCGUGUUUGGUGUCACCACAAACCCUUGGGACAAAACUAGAUCCCCGGGUGGAUCAUCGGGUGGAGAGGCUUGUCUCCUCGCUCUGAAUGGAUCUCCCUUGGGCAUUGGAAGUGAUGUGGGUGGAAGUUUAAGAACCCCUGCCCAUUUUUGUGGUGUAGUUGGGCUCAAACCCACGACCGGAAGAAUCUACCAAGAGGGACGAAAACCAGGAUCAGAGGGAUUUUUGGUGGGCAUCAACUCCAAUGCUGGUUUCAUGUCCAAAAAUGUGGAUGGCAUUGCCCUCGGGAUGAAGGUCUUGUGUAAUGAGACAAAAACGAUGUGCGACAGGGAUCACAGAGUUGUUCCAGUGCCUUGGAACACUCAAUUGGCUAAACCUAAACGGAAACUGAAAUUUGGAUGGUAUGUGGAUUCGCCCAAAUUGCCAAUUUCACCCGGAUGUCAGCGUGCCGUCAAGUUGGCCGCUAACCUACUUGAAAAGGAUGGUCACACUGUGGUUCCGUUCCAUUUGAAGCACCUUCAAGAUUUGUACUACAUCUAUAUCGAUCACAUCCUAGCCGAUGGAGGGGUCAAUGCUAUGGCCUGGUUAGACGGUGAUAUCAUUGACAAGUCAAUCUCAAUUAACUACUUGGCUUGGAGCACACCAGAAUUCCUACGAAAAACCCUAAUCUGGGCGUUCAUUGCCGCCCGAUCACCCGAUAUUGCCUCUUAUGCUAUCCGAGGGGUCACAAAGACCUAUCAACUUUGGCGGUCCAUGAAAAAGGCGAUCGAUAUUAAGACCGAAAUUUUGGACGACAUGCGUAAGCAAGAGAUUGACAUCCUCUUGGGACCCGGAUUCAACUUCCCCGCAGUCCCGGAGGACUAUCCGUCUCAACUCAUUUCUGGGGUGUUUGUCCCGGGUAUCUAUAAUGUCUUGGACUUCCCUGCGGGCGUCCUUCCCGUUACCAGACAGACCAAGCAAGAUCAGGAUCUCCUGGCAACGACUUAUUCCUCGUCGGACCAUACUCAUCAUUUGGUACGAACUAGUAUUAGCAACGCUACAAACAUGCCGAUUGGAAUUCAAGUGAUUGGCAAACCUUGGGAAGAGGAAUUGGUCAUCCACGCCAUGUCGGAAAUUGAGCGUUUGCGUACUGAAGGCGGUCAUUUUAAGCUGUAAUUCUUAGUACGCCCCAAAAACAUGUGUCUUAGUUUUCAAUUCAUGCAGUUUUUACUUGAAAUACAUCACCUGUACAGACUUAGGAAAUGCAAA
Messenger RNA from Tigriopus californicus, 2062 nucleotides. Its product is annotated as fatty acid amide hydrolase 1-like. Gene Ontology annotation, biological process: fatty acid catabolic process. NCBI's taxonomy places the organism in Eukaryota, Metazoa, Arthropoda, Copepoda, Harpacticoida, Harpacticidae. The record is from RefSeq and is a predicted model, not a curated record. The transcript is spliced from 7 exons. The coding region runs from base 140 to 1969 and encodes 609 amino acids. Gene Ontology annotation, molecular function: fatty acid amide hydrolase activity; amidase activity.